Boeremia exigua is the source of this 1746-nucleotide messenger RNA. RefSeq names its product TFIIH basal transcription factor complex p44 subunit. The transcript has 2 exons. The coding region runs from base 352 to 1746 and encodes 464 amino acids. The record is from RefSeq and is a predicted model, not a curated record. Gene Ontology annotation, cellular component: transcription factor TFIIH holo complex; transcription factor TFIIH core complex. NCBI's taxonomy places the organism in Eukaryota, Fungi, Ascomycota, Dothideomycetes, Pleosporales, Didymellaceae. Gene Ontology annotation, biological process: DNA-templated transcription; regulation of transcription by RNA polymerase II; nucleotide-excision repair.
CACAAAGCUACCACGCGACUGGAACCUCCAACGCCUUAAUGAGACUCGGUUGAACUCAGCUCGCAUAUGAACGUGCCGCGCAGCUCUACCUUGAAAAGAAAACUAUUGGCGGACUGCAAAUGAAAUCCCACGACGUCAUCUUCCGUUGUUCAUUUGUUGCGCGCCUGUUCUCGCCAUAGCUCACUCUUCGCACGUUCUACGAAAUAUAAUACAGUCAGGGAAGACAACACAACCCUGCCUGCCUUCCGAUUGCGACUUCGAUCACGCCCGUAGCGCACCAGAUCCAUCUGCGGUGGCUGCUAGAACUGCCAUCAGAGCCACUCCCGCACCUUCACGCACGCUCUCGCACGUAUGGCCGACUCAGACUAUUCCUACGAUGGCGAUGAGGUUUCUGGCGACGAGUAUAUUGGCUCUCGAGCCAACUCAAGCAGACAAGCACAGCCGCAGGCCGGCGGCAGACAAGGUGCUAGAGAAGCUGCACCAAAGCCGGCGCGCAAAGCUUGGGAAACCGAAGAUUCGCGGACGGUCGAGAAAACCAAAGUAUCUGCUGGCGACGAAGACAUAGGACAAAGUGUGCAGGAACGAGAAGAGGAGCGCAAGCGCAAACGAUUGCGCAAGGAUACAAAACCUUUCCAACGUGGUAUUAUACGGCACGUCGUUCUGGUACUGGACCUGUCUGAGGCUAUGUUGGAGAAGGACAUGCGACCGAACCGCUUCUAUACCAUGAUAAACUAUGCGCAAGAAUACGUCCGCGAGUUCUUCGAGCAAAAUCCGAUCUCCCAGAUGAGCGUUCUCGGCAUGCAUGAUGGCAUAUGCAUUCGAGUUUCCGAGCUCUCAGGUAAUCCAGCAGAGCACGCAGCAGCGAUCUUAGGAUUACGAAGUAAAGAGACGGGCAAGGAGCCAAAGGGCGCGCCCAGUCUGCAAAACGCCCUCGAGCUUGCACGCGCAACCUUGUAUCAUACACCAAACCACGGCACGCGAGAAGUUAUAGUUGUCUUUGGCUCCCUCCUCUCCCUCGAUCCCGGGGAUAUUCACCAGACUGUCAAAUCUUGCGUGCGCGACCGCAUUAGAGUCAGCGUCAUAGGCAUGGGCGCACGACUUAAGAUAUGCCAGGAAAUUGUAACGCGAACAAAUGCUGGAGACGAGAGCGAGUACACUAUCGCGACCGACCAGGAAAUGCUCAAAGAGCUUCUGAUCGCAACAACUACACCGCCCGUCAUCCGAUCAGACACCGCAUCUACUACUCAGCAGCCUGAGAAAGGUGCAGCGCUGAUGAUGAUGGGAUUUCCCUCACGUGUGGUCGAGGACUCGCCGACAAUAUGUGCAUGCCAUGGCAAUCUAACAUUAGGAGGCUAUACGUGUUCAAGGUGUAGCGCGAAGGUGUGCUCUCUUCCUGUGACAUGUCCGAGCUGCCAGCUCACACUUCUACUCUCGACGCAUCUGGCGCGCAGUUAUCACCAUCUAUUCCCACUAAGGAAUUGGGCAACUGUGUCAUGGCAGCGUGCACGCGAGAAGAGGUCUAAAGACUGCGUGGGCUGUCUGUCAGUCUUCCCUGAGAUCCCCUCAAAGCAAGAGCUGGCUGCGCGAGCUCUGAAGAAAGAGAGGCAGCCGACGACGGGGAGCAUGUUUAAUGGGCAUACUGAGGGCGACAGCAGGACGGAAGAAGAUGAAAGUGGAGAGCAACACGCGAGUGAGAGCGCGAGAUAUGAGUCCACAUGGUGCUGCACAACUGCCCAGGAUGCCUGA